Molecule: messenger RNA, 634 nt
Organism: Zingiber officinale
Lineage: Eukaryota; Viridiplantae; Streptophyta; Magnoliopsida; Zingiberales; Zingiberaceae
Exons: 1
Coding region: 95-526 (143 amino acids)
Source: RefSeq, a predicted model, not a curated record
AUUUAUUCGGCAUGUGCUCCCACCCUUCUUGUAUAUAACGACUCUCCCCUCGCACAACAUCCAUCACACACGGCACAGAGAGAACAGCUUCCAAAUGGGCAACAACCUUAGAAGCUGCUUGGCUUGCAUGUGUCCAUGUGGCGUCCUCGAUGUUGUCCGCGUCGUGCAUCUCAACGGCCGUGUCGAGGAGCACAGCCGCCACAUCACCGCGGCAGGAGUCCUGGCAGCGAGCCCCAACCAUGUCCUGACCGAGCCAUGUUCGCAAGGAAUGGCGCGGAAGAUUGUGAUAGUCGCACCAGAAUUGGAGCUCAAACGUGGGCAUAUUUACUUCCUCAUCCCAACAUCUGCAUUGCCAGAACAGAAGAGGAGCCGCGGUAGUAAGAAGCAUGGGAAGCUCACAUCAAGGUCAAGUAUGCAAAGAAAAGACAGGGAGAUCCUCCUGGAGAAGAGAAUUACUCAUCGUCGUCGGUGCAGUAGGGUCGGAGAAUGGCAACCAAAACUUGAGAGCAUAUGUGAAGGCAUAUGAGGGCAGUAGUGGCUGGCCAGGAUGUAAAGUUGGACGGUUAAUUUCUAUUUUCAGUCUCUUGCAAUCUAACAAGCAUAUAGCAAACAUCAAUACUUUUUGAAAUUCAAA